UAUAUACAGGCGUAGAUAAUCCACAGCAUUUGCAUAUUAUAGCUUAAAACAAUACAAGAAACCUCAAAUUCAAUCCAAUCCAAACAAAAUCCAAACCUUUUCUUUUGUUUAAAAGGUGAGAAAUUCAAUGAAGGCUGAAUACGAUCUUGAUCACCUUCCUCAUCAAAGCUUUUAUGGAGAUUAUUCAAAAACAUUGGUACCCUUGAACAAGAACUCCCAUAUAGUUACCAAGAUCAAGCCUAAGAUCCGUAUCAUCCAUGUAUUUGCGCCGGAGAUUAUUAGCACCGACGUCAAGAACUUCCGUACACUCGUCCAAAGUCUGACCGGAAAACCGGAUAUCACCAAAAUCGGCUCUAAGAAAAAGACAGUGAGAACGAAUAUUCACGCGCCACCGCCUCCACCUCAAGAAUCCGGCAAAGAACAUACGGCGGAGCAUGUUAACAUGAUUAUAGGGAGACAUUUGGUGAAGGAAGAAUGGGGAUCAGGUUCAAACACAAACACUUAUUUUGAUUUAGAUGGUUUGAUUGAUCUUGAUGAAGACAACAUAUUCUCAAGUCGAUGGUUUGAUCUUCAACAGCAAUAAAUAAACUCGGUCGCUGGUCCCACCUUGCCCUAAACUCUAGGGGUUCUACUACUAUAUGUUAUGAUUCUUAUUGGUUCUGAUGAUUACAUUAUUGUUCGAUUUGGGAUGUAACAAGAGAGAGUCUGAGACAUUGACCACAUAUUUAGGGGCAUACA
This is a messenger RNA of Brassica oleracea var. oleracea, 738 nucleotides long. Its product is annotated as VQ motif-containing protein 18-like. Bases 128 to 583 code for a protein of 151 amino acids. The record is from RefSeq and is a predicted model, not a curated record. The transcript has a single exon. Lineage: Eukaryota; Viridiplantae; Streptophyta; Magnoliopsida; Brassicales; Brassicaceae. Gene Ontology annotation, cellular component: nucleus.